Molecule: messenger RNA, 3804 nt
Organism: Odobenus rosmarus divergens (Pacific walrus)
Lineage: Eukaryota; Metazoa; Chordata; Mammalia; Carnivora; Odobenidae
Gene: ALPK1
Product: alpha-kinase 1
Exons: 13
Coding region: 94-3804 (1236 amino acids)
Biological process (GO): protein phosphorylation
Molecular function (GO): ATP binding; protein serine/threonine kinase activity
Source: RefSeq, a predicted model, not a curated record
GGCUCUUUUAUUGAGAAUCGAUGUCUUCUUCUGGGUAAUUGAUCACCAUAGACCCAGGGACACUUGACUCAUCGUUGAGGAAGAGUGAUCAUCAUGAAUAAUCAAAAAGCUGUAGCUACACUACUGCAAGAGUGCAAGCAAGUGCUGGACCAGCUCUUAUUGGAGGCGUCAGAUGUGUCGAAGGAGGACAAGAGCGAGGACCAGCAGUGCAGAGCUUCACUCCCCAGCGAGUUAAGGACCCUGAUCCAGGAGGCAAAGGAAAUGAAGUGGCCCUUCGUGCCUGAAAAGUGGCAGUACAAACAAGCUGUGGGCCCAGAGGACAAAACAAACCUGCAGGAUGUGAUUGGCGCCGGGUUGCAGCAGUUACUGGCGUCCCUGAAAGCCUCCAUCCGCGCCCGCGACUGUACCACGGCGGCUGCCAUUGUGUUCUUAAGCGACCGCUUCCUGUACGGGCUCGACGUCUCCGGCAACCUCCUGCAGGUCGCCAAGGGGCUCCACAAGUUGCAGCCAGCAACGCCCAUUGCCCCGCAGGUGGUGAUUCGCCAAGCCCGAAUCUCGGUCAACUCAGGGAAACUUUUAAAAGCAGAGUAUAUCCUGAGCAGUCUAAUAAGCAACAACGGAGCAACAGGUACCUGGCUGUACAGAAAUGAAAGCGACAAGGUCCUGGUGCAGUCAGUCUGCAUACAGAUCAGAGGGCAAAUUCUGCAAAAGCUAGGGAUGUGGUAUGAAGCAGCAGAGCUAAUCUGGACCUCCAUCAUAGGAUAUCUGACACUUCCUCAGCCAGAUAGAAAGGGUAUUUCCACAUCACUAGGUAUACUGGCAGACAUCUUUGUUUCCAUGAGCAAAAAAGAUUAUGAAAAGUUUAAAAACAAUCCACAAAUUAACUUGGGUUUGCUGAAGGAGUUUGACCACCAUUUGCUCUCAGCUGCGGAAGCCUGCAAACUGGCAACUGCCUUCAGUCCCUACACGCCCCUCUUUGUGCUCUCCGCUGUGAAUAUCCGUGGCACAUGCUUGUUGUCCUAUAGUAGUUCUAAUGACUGUCCUCCAGAAAUGAAAAAUUCAUAUCUGUAUGAAGCCAAAGAGGCCUUCGAAAUUGGCCUCCUCACCAAGAGAUAUGAUGAACCAGCUACUGGAAAACAAGAGCUUCAUAGUCUUCUCAAAGCUGCUUUCGGCCUUACCACAGUGCACCAAAGACUCUAUGGGGAGACCAAGAUGGUCCAUGUAGCAAGUCAGCUCUGUAAUGAAGCUAUGGGAAAGCUGUACCGUUUCAGUGCUUCCUCUGGAAGUCAGGAGAGAGAAGCUCUCUCUCAGCAGAUCUUGUCUAUUAUCACCCAGGUAAAGGAUCAUUUACAAAUUCAAGGCUUCUCAAAUUUAGAUGACAAGUCUUAUGUUCCAGAGAGUUUCAAGCGUGGGUUGGAUAAACCCAUCUUUCAUGGGCAAGUGGAUUUCCAAAAAAUCCUUGAAGCCUAUUCACAGCAUCAUACUUCAGUGUGUGAAGUAUUUGAAAGCUCUUGUGGAAACAACAAAAAUAAACAAAAAGAUACAAAAACAGGAGUCUGUAUCACUACUCUAAAAACAGAGACAAAAAACAUAGAUACUGUGUGUACUACUGAAGACAAAUCACAUUUUCAAAAAAGCAUGGUAAUAUCUUCCUCCCAAAUGGCUAAGAAUAGUCAGGAGAAACUCAGCAGGAUAGGCAGGAAAAACUGGACCCAUUCUGAUGCAUUUCGAGUCUCCUUGGAUCAAGAUGUAGAGACUGAGGUUGAGUCACCAGACCACAGCCACGGUGAAGAAGCUGUUUUGGACAAGUCUCUGAGUGACAGCCAUUGCUCUAGUUCUUGGAGCAAGUUAUCAGGGGUUAGUUCUUCUACAAGCUGGGAGGAAGUGAAUUAUAUCGAUGAUAGGUCAACCAGAAAAGAGCCUUGCAAGGAAGAACAUCUUGUGGAUACUCAGUGUUCCACUGCCCUGUCUGAAGAGCUAGAGAUCAAUGAGGAAAGCAGAGCUGUACAUCCACUGUCUUCAGAGCUUCAUGGUCUCUCUCUCCAAGUAUCCAAGGAUGACAGUGUAGAGUUUUCUCAAAGUCACCUACACAAACACAUGCCCUUAACAACCUUCUGCCCUCAUAACACAACAGGCAUGUUCUUGGCCUCUGGUGCAGGCCUGUUAGCAGGAGCUCCAGAAGGUGUGCAAAAGGUUAGAAACAUGGGAUCCAGAAACACUUCUGGUCAUUCCAGCCCCUCAUUUGGUUCUGCUUCUUUGCCAUCUUCUGAUUCUGGUUGGCCCAAGAACAUAGCCACAUAUCCUUCAGUUCGAGAAAAAGAAACCUUUGGACUAAGUGAAUUUCCAGAAAUCAACUGUGAUGCCAAAGACAGGCAUGGGGAAGAAAUCAAAAGAGGGACAGGCCUUACAUUUAAAGAUAGCUCCUCCUGGGUUGACCCAGAAGGAGAAACAGAGGAAAAAGAAGAGGGUAUGCCCUUAGACUCUCACGUAGUCAUGGAGGGUUCUCUGGGCAAAAGUUCUGCGAUGGCAUGUAGCUCUUUCACUCUUCAUUGGCCUGUUCAAAAUCCUGACUCAGGAAAGAGCAGCGGCUCAGUCAAAGAGCAGAACAUUGACCCUGAUGCCUCUACAGUGGAUGAAGAGGGCCAACUGCUCGACAGCACUGAUGUUCACCCCACAAAUGGGUGUGGCUCUUCGAGCCUAUGUUCCCUGAGGCAGCUGCGUGGUUGGGGGGCUGAGACCCCUGACCCAUCUGUAAGCAGUAAUAUUGCCUUCCGUGAUCUUAGCAAGGACUGCACUACCACAGAAGAAGGAAACGAACCAGGAAACAUGCUAAACUGCAGCCAGAACUCCAGCUCGUCCUCAGCGUGGUGGUUGAAAUCACCUGCAUUUUCCAGCGGUUCUUCUGAGGGGGAAAACCCAUGGUCCUUUCUGAAUUCCAGUGGAAGUUCUUUUGUUUCAUUGCCAGGAAUGAUAAGGCAAGAGAUCCUAGAGGCUCGAACCCUGAACCCUGAUGACUUUGAAAAACUCUUGGCAGGGGUGAGCCAUGAUUGGCUGUUACAGAGACUGGAGAAUACAGGAGUUUUUAAGCCCAUUCAACUCCACCGAGCACACAAUGCUCUUUUAUUAAAAUAUUCUAAAAAAUCAGAAUUAUGGACAGCCCAAGAAACUGUUGUAUAUUUGGGGGACUACCUGAAUGUGAAGAAGAAAGGCAGACAAAGAAAUGCUUUUUGGGUUCAUCAUCUUCACCAAGAAGAAACUCUGGGGAGAUAUGUUGGGAAAGAAUAUAAGGAGCAGAAGGGGCUCCAGCACCACUUCACUGAUGUGGAACGUCAAAUGACCGCACAGCACUACGUGACAGAGUUUAACAAGAGGCUUUAUGAACAAAAGGUUCCAACACAGAUCUUCUAUAUCCCAUCCACAGUAGUACUGAUUUUGGAAGGCAAGACAAUAAAGGGAUGUAUCAGUGUGGAGCCUUACAUACUGGGAGAAUUUGUAAAGUUAUCAAAUAACACGAAAGUGGUUAAAACAGAAUACAAAGCCACAGAAUAUGGCUUGGCUUAUGGCCAUUUUUCCUACGAGUUUUCUAAUCAUAGAGAUGUUGUAGUCGAUUUACAAGGUUGGGUGACUGGUAAUGGAAAAGGGCUCAUCUAUCUGACAGAUCCCCAGAUUCACUCUGUUGAUCAGAAUGAUGUCCCUACCAAUUUUGGAAAGAAAGGAAUUUUUUACUUUUUUAAUCACCAGCAUGUGGAAUGUAAUGCAAUAUGCCAUCGUCUUUCUCUGACAAGACCUUCAGUUGAGAAAUAA